Messenger RNA from Pectinophora gossypiella (pink bollworm), 2248 nucleotides. RefSeq lists its product as uncharacterized. NCBI's taxonomy places the organism in Eukaryota, Metazoa, Arthropoda, Insecta, Lepidoptera, Gelechiidae. The record is from RefSeq and is a predicted model, not a curated record. The transcript is spliced from 2 exons. The coding region runs from base 118 to 1938 and encodes 606 amino acids.
GUAACCUUUAUUUAUACCUUAUACCUACCUUACACAAAGAAACUGAAACCAAGUGAUUUAUUAAAAAUAGUUUUACUAAAGUUUCUACGACUAUGUUACAGAGAUAUUUAUUAUAAGAUGGCAUCAUACAAACACUUAAGGGGUUUUAUAAAGAGGGUUGCCCCGCCCACGGAUCAUGUUUUGAAGAACUGCCAUGUCGUAAUCGACGGCAAAACUUUCUUUAAGGAUACUUAUAAGAACAGUGGUUGCAAGUCUAUCCUAGGGGGGGAAUAUGACAGGUAUGCAGAAUACCUAAGAUGUAUUCUGAAACGUUUUAUAGAAAGUAACGUAACAUGUUACGUCAUUUUCAACGGAGCCAUGGAUGCUCCUCUUGAAAAAAGGGCAGAGAUAGAACAAAAUGUUAUAAACAGAGCUGAUGCCAUAACAGGAGAAAACGAAAAUGCAUAUUGCGAAACGAUUUUUCUGAAAGACAUCUGGAAAGAAAUUUUAGAUGAAUUAGAAAUUGCCUAUUAUGUGACCGAGUAUGAUAGUAACAUCGCACUUUUUCGAGUGGCAAAUAUGUUCCGAUGUCCUAUUGUGACUAAAAACUAUCAAUAUUGUCUACGCUAUAGUUCAUGCAUACCACCCCAAUCUGUAGAAUUUGACGAGAAAGAAAAACAAAUUACUUGCAAAAUAUUUGAUUCAAAGAAUUGUAGAAGCAUUCUAAGAGUAAGACAUGGCUUAUUGCCUCUUUUUUUCACUCUGACUGAUGAUAACAGCAUAUAUUUCAAAAGGUUGGCAGAUAUAGUAGAUUCUGUGACAAGAAACGUUAUGGGAUCAGUACUCAGGUGGAUACGAAAGCAGUGGUAUGAAUUAGAUGACAAUAUGAAGAAAAUACUGCAAAUAUUAACUGAGGAAGAAGCUGAUGCAUUUAUGAAGGCAUAUGAAUACAAUCAGGAAUUGGUUAAGAAUACAACUGACUGGGAUGCUGUAAAACAUUUUGGAAAGGGUAAAGGGAGUGCUCUUUUUGAAAAUGAUACCAAAUGGUUUAUAAGUGGAGUUUCAAGUGGAAGAAUUGCUAUUCCAUAUGUUAAUUUGGCAAAUAAAGGGACUUUUUCAGGUUCUUGGGUUGCUUUUGAUGAAGAUAAAGAAGAUGCCAUGCUCUCAGCUCUUGACAUAAUAUUUUAUGUGUAUGGAAUUCUAACAAAUCGACAAGAACUUAACAUAACUUUCAUUGGAAGAAAAGAGAAAAAGAGUUCCAUUUGGGAAAUAAAAAAGAAGUUUGAUAAACCCAUUUCUAAUAAAGAAUUAUUUACAGAAAGGCAAACUAAGCGUGGUAGACAGGAUAAAACACAAACUGUGGAUCUAUUUGAAAAAUUUGUGCAAAAAGUAAUGCCAGAUAUUAAUGUAUUGAAAUCUGCUCCAGAAGACUGUUGGAUCCUGAUAAUAACGCUAGCUUAUUAUUGGCAAAAAAAUACAGACAUAAUUUUAGCCUACAGUGUUAUUUUGUCUUACAUCAUGUUGGGCCCUGUGUCUGACAGAGUGGGGCUUAUUAGAAGAAGCAAUUUCAUAAGCCCAGAUGUGGCCGAGAAUGAUAGAGUAGAUGACCAUGGAUUGACAUAUGAAGACUGUGUCACAGCAGCAAAUGCAUUGAUGGAUCUAUUUUAUGUGAAGAAUUUAAAAAGUCAAUUUCAUCGCAGCAUACUUCAUGCAAUGGCUGAAUUCCAGCAUUGCUUGCAACACAUGAAUUACCUUAAUAAACUUUGUGGCCAGAAAAUUGCAUGUACUGUUUAUCACAAGACAAUAGAUGCAACUUUUAUGUACAAUAUUUAUAUCAAAAUGAAAGAUAAAAGUAAUCCAACAAAGUAUAUAGAAAAGCGUUUGAAGAAAUCAUCUGUCUUUGAUUAUUAUCAGAAAAUUGUAAGCAUUUUUGAAAGCUGUUUGCAGUCUAGAGGCUGAUCUUCAGGUUGGAAGACUUUUUUUAUGAUUAUUGUUAAAGUAUAAGACAUUAAGUACAAAAAAUAUGUUUAAGUUUGCUUUAUAUUUGUAUUAAUGUAGGCAGUGCCUAAAUUUAUAUGUUAUGCUUUAGUUUAGAAUUAUCAGUAGGUAGGUAGGUACUAUAAGGACAAUGGAAGGUACUGUACGUACGAAUUAGGGUAUUUAUCCCAAGGAGACUGAAUACAAAAAGUAAUUACAUAACUACCACAUGAUUUUGAUUAGGUAGGCACCUACUAAUUGUGUUAUUACAAACAAUAUAAAUCUGGAUAUA